This is a messenger RNA of Siniperca chuatsi (mandarin fish), 6233 nucleotides long. It is a transcript of the gene brpf3a, whose product is annotated as bromodomain and PHD finger containing, 3a. NCBI's taxonomy places the organism in Eukaryota, Metazoa, Chordata, Actinopteri, Centrarchiformes, Sinipercidae. Bases 379 to 4074 code for a protein of 1231 amino acids. Gene Ontology annotation, cellular component: MOZ/MORF histone acetyltransferase complex. The transcript has 13 exons. Gene Ontology annotation, molecular function: protein binding. The record is from RefSeq and is a predicted model, not a curated record. Gene Ontology annotation, biological process: regulation of transcription by RNA polymerase II.
UUGGCUGAGGUGGUUUUUUACAAAGGGGCGUAUUUUUCAAGCCAUCUUGACUGAAUAUUUAGCCUCAUCCAAGGAACAUUUAUUUGAUAUCUUCGGGAUUUUGCUGCCCUUAAGUUGUGAACCAGCAUCGUUUGAAAGGUUUAAACCAUAGCUAUGAAACCGGGUCGAGUUUGUGUGUUUGACCGAAGUCACAGCGGAGAACUGAAGUGCUGAAGAUGACGCUGUCGCUCCUGAAAUUACCGGUUAGCUAAGCUAACGGCUAGCAUGUCCGCCUUGGUUGUAGUCUGUCACUAGCUGACAUUUAGCUAGGUGCAGUUAUUCUGAUUUGACACUCGCACUGCAGAGGACGAUUUCACAAGGGAGCUGCUGUAAACUCCCAUGCGGAAGGUGAGGAGGUGGGAAUGUGACACAGUUGUUAGCGGACUCAACAUGGGUAGGGGUCGAGGCAGAGGGAGAGGGAGGGGCAGGGGAUCAUCUGGCCAGUUGCGGUCCCCCUCGCCCUACAGACUGCAGCUCUCUCCGUCCAGGGAGACUUUGACAUAUGCUCAGGCACAGAAAAUAGUGGAAGUGGAUCUAGAGGGAAGGCUCCAUCGGAUUAACAUCACAGAUCUUCUGCCGGUUAUUACCGAGGACGAGAUGAUGGCCCAGGACAUUGCUGAGUGCAACAGCAACAAGGAAAACAGUGAACAAACGCAGAGUAAAACCAAAUCAUGGAGGAAACCCUCAAACAGUAAAAGCAGGAGGAGUGGUAAAAAUACGUCUCACCAGAACCAACGGUCUGGCUCGCAGCAGCAAACAGGACCUACUAAUUCCUUCCAGCACCCGUCCCAACUUAGCCCUCUGCCUGAGCCCACCUUUCGUGUGCUGAGUUCAAUUUGCCCCUCAGAGGCGCCUCCUCUCCCAGCAGCCUACUAUCGUUACAUAGAAAAGUCAUUGGAGGAACAGGACAGUGUGGCUGAGUACGACAUGGACGAGGAAGACCUGGCCUGGCUGGAGAUGGUGAACCAAAAGAGGGUGUCUGACGGCCAUGCCUCCGUAGCUCCAGACACUUUUGAACUGCUGAUUGACCGCCUGGAGAGGGAAUCCAUCCUCGAGUCCCGCAACCAGGCACUGUCCCAGAGUGCCGUCGACGAGGAUGCUUUCUGCUGCGUCUGUCUGGAUGAUGAAUGUCUGAACAGUAAUGUCAUCCUGUUCUGUGACAUCUGCAAUCUGGCCGUUCACCAGGAGUGUUACGGUGUGCCCUACGUACCUGAGGGUCAGUGGCUGUGCCGCUGCUGCCUGCAGUCCCCGUCCCGUCCUGUAGACUGUGUGCUCUGUCCCAACCGAGGAGGUGCCUUCAAACAGACAAGUGAUGGACGUUGGGCCCAUGUUGUCUGUGCCAUAUGGAUCCCGGAGGUGUGCUUUGCCAACACGGUGUUUUUGGAGCCUGUUGAGGGGGUCAAGAACAUCCCUCCGGCUCGCUGGAAGCUCACCUGCUACCUGUGUAAGCAGAAAGGCAGGGGAGCAUCCAUUCAGUGCCACAAAGCCAACUGUUAUAGGGCAUUUCAUGUCACCUGUGCCCAGAAGGCCGGCCUGUUUAUGAAGAUAGACCCAGUCCGGGAGACAGGUGUCAACGGUACCACCUUUUCUGUGAAGAAGACUGCUUUCUGUGAGCAUCAUUCUCCAGUGGGGUCUGGAGACGAGUCGGUUGAAGGGAGACUGGUGGGGGGCAGGGGUAACCGGGGUCAAAGGUCCUACACUCAAAGCCCCCCCUCACCGCCAAGUAAGAAGGCUAUGAAGGGCCAGAAGAAGAAGAAUACAAAAGGGUUUGGUGGGUCGACGCGUCGCUCAAAUGUGCCUGUUCUGCUCGUGCCUCAGAUCCCCUCUCACAGGCUGAACAAGAUCUGCACAGGAGUUGAAGUCCAGCGGAAAAAUCAGUUCAUGCAGAGGCUUCAUAACUACUGGUUACUGAAACGACAGUCACGAAAUGGGAUGCCUUUAAUACGCCGACUUCAUUCCCAUCUACAGACCCACAGGACUGCAGAGCAGAAGGAGCCUGAUGAGAAGCUGUGUGCUGCAAGAGAGGAGCUACGAUACUGGCAAAAGUUGAGGCAAGACCUGGAAAGAGCCAGACUUUUGGUGGAGCUCAUCCGCAAGAGAGAGAGGCUAAAGAGAGAACAGAUGAAAAUUCAGCAGGCUGCUCUUGAAUUGAAGUUGACCCCUGCGUUGGUGCUUCUGCGAUCCACCUUGGACCAACUGCAAGAGAAGGACACAGCAAAAAUCUUCUCUCAGCCGGUCAAUCUAUCAGAGGUCCCAGAUUACCUGGAGUUUAUUUCCCAACCCAUGGACUUCUCCACCAUGCGUACCAAACUGGAGGGACAUGCCUACUGCUCCAUCGCGGACCUAGAGAAGGACUUUGAACUCGUGAUCUCCAACUGCCUCAAGUACAACUCCAAGGACACCAUGUUUCACAAGGCAGCCUUACAACUGCGGGAGGUGGGUGGAGCCGUUCUCCGCCACGCCCACAGGCAGUCUCAGAGCAUUGGCCUGGACCCCAGCACUGGGAUGCAUCUCCCAGAGACUCUGAAUAAACAUGGCUUCUACCACUGUACGUGGGACGACGUGGAUUCUCUGUUGGACCCAGAGAACAGACUGCACUUAACCACGGACGAACAGCUGAAGGCCUUACUGGACAAACUGGACAUGGUUACAUCCAUGCGUACCAGUGGUGGUCGAACCAAACGCAUUAGGCUGCUGCGCCGAGAGAUCAACACUCUCAGACAGAAGAUGAACCAGCAGCAGCAAAACUCUCAGUCUGUGAAUGGUAAUGACAAGAUGGACGAAGGAAAAGAAGAAGAAGAAGAAGAAGAGGAGGAGGAGGAAGAGGAGGAGAAGGAAAUGAAGGAAAAGACAAAAGUUGUUGAUGAUGGAUGUUUGACAGCAGUGUCCAACUCUGGAACAGAUGACUCUCCACCUGUGCUAGAACUUACCUGCCCAGUAUCAUCGCCGCUGCCAGGAGAUGCUCCUCUGGAACCCCCUGUCCUGGGCAUUGUAACUGGAGGGCGAAGGUCACCUGGACGCUCUUACAAGCGUCAGAGGUCAUCCCGCAGUGGAAGCAAAAGCCAAGGUGAAGAUGAGGCUGAAGUUGGUGAAACGCCAUCUUCACAGCCGGAGGCUGUUCACGAGGUUACUCCGCUGGGAGCCCCAACUGUGCCUUUGGUUGGAGUUGGUCGUCGUACGUCUGUUCUCUUUAAAAAAGCUAAAAAUGGGGCGAGAAUGGCAAAAAACAAACCCCAACAAAAUGGGAAGACAUCUGAGGAUAAAACAAACGGAUUGGGUAGCACCCCUGCCAGCCCAAAAUCACCCAGUGUGACCAACAUCACCACCUUACCUCCUACUCCAAAUGCUUCCCCUACACCUCCCUCUCCUUCCUCACACCACCUGAGGUCCAGGGGUCACAGCUCAGAAAGUGAAGCAGACAAACUCCCUCCACCACCCAGAGAAGGAGGCCUGACAAAUGGAAAGCACACCUCUGCAGACCAUGAUGAUGAUGACGACCAAAAACUGAACUGUAGUGUCUCCCCACCCAAACGAAGUCGUGGUAAACCUGCAUUGGCUAAAGUUCCCAGCAGUGAGAAUGGAGACAUCUCUGGGUCUGGAAAGUCUACACUUCUGUCUUUAGAUAGUGAAACCGAGCUCGCACCUCUGGACCUAGUUUGGGCCAAAUGUAGAGGAUAUCCAUCGUACCCAGCAAUGAUUGUUGACCCAGACAUGCCCCAAGAAGGGCUUCUUCACAAUGGCAUCCCCAUUCCAGUGCCUCCUGUGGAGGUGCUCAAACUGGGCGAAUGGAGGGAAACGGAAGAAGGCGAAAAGCUCUUCUUAGUGCUCUUCUUUGACACCAAAAGAACUUGGCAAUGGCUCCCUCGGAACAAACUACUGCCGAUGGGGAUGGAUGACACUGUGGACAAACUGCGCUUAAUGGAAGGCAAGAAACCCAGUGUUCGCAAGUCUGUACACACUGCAUAUGACCGGGCCAUGGUACAUUUAAACCAUGUGAGAGGAAAUCUAAACUUCACUCCCUCCAAUUUUAUAUAACUCUUUAGUUUCAAGAUUUUAUCAUCUUAAACAGGCCGCCUGGUUAUAUGUCUAGAAGCUUCAUCAAUGUUCUUAAAAAGGUGGGAAAGUAAAACAAAGGAUUACAUUUCCAACAGUCGAUGGUAUUUGAAGGUUUUCUGCAUAAAACUGUUGCUCUGAUUUUUAAAAUGGAGAGAAAACAUGCUUGAAGACAUUUUCCUAGAUGAAUUUGUUCAUUUAUUCAUGUAAUUUUUAAAAAGAUUUUACACAACCACUGUUGCUAUGUGUCCAUAUAAAGUUUUUAUUUUAGGCCAAAGUGAGUCAAGACUUGCGUGAGAAAAGUGUAAAUAUUUAAUCAUCAAAGGGAUCGUCUUGAGUCAAAACAUAUUUAGAUUGUAUUUGCCAUUGAAAUAUCACUGUGUUUAAUGAAGUGUGAAAGUCCCACUUAAUGUUCACGUCACAUCUGGACUCUACGGAAGUUUGGCUUUGACAGCUAUGGAGGAAAAUUAUAAUUUUCACCUGGGAAAUCAUUUUCUAAGUGGUGUUGGUAAUAUUAUAUAAACUUUUUUUUUUUUUUUCAAAAUAAAUGGAAAAGGCACCAAACUUAAAAAUCAAACCAUUUCCUCAGAUCCUAACUCCAUUGAGUCACAUAGGAUCCGGGCUUUAAGGCUUUGUUCAGACUGCAGGCAAAUCAGAUUUAUUUCUCAAAUCAGAUCUUUAAGACAGACUGUCCACACUGUUAUUUGCAAGUGAUCAGAUCAGAUUUGUGUCCAGACAUCACCAACCUAUCUGCAUGGGAUGCUGUGAUAUCGGCGUAGGGGUCAGUAACUACGUGUGCUGGUCCAUCAUCUCGGCCUCCAAACAAUCACACUGUCAAGUCGCCGUGCAGAACUCCUCUGUCGCACCAGACAAACUCAGAGAAGGCUGGUAUGAUGCCUCCUCUGUUGACGUUGUCAUUGUGUCGCGUUGUGAGUGACGCAGAAGACACUUUGAAAUCCGAUUUGAGCAAACAGAAUGUCUGAACUGAGAUGCAUCUGUAGAAAUACAAUAAGAAUCGCAUUUCAAACCACCUCCAAAUGUGGCUUGGAUCCAAUUUGCAAAAAUCGCAUUUCAUGUGGUUUUUUGCUGUCCAAACUUUCUAAAAUCAAUCUGGAUAUGCCAAAAAAUGGAUUUAAGAUGGCGGUCUGCACAUUGCCUUAGAGACCACUGAUAUUAAACACAGCAUUAUUCAAAAAGAAAUACAUCAAACCUGCUUGAGCUCCUAGAAUAUGUUUUGGGUGUGUGCAUAUUUUACUUCAACAAUUCUGAGAAUUGCUCAGUAGGUACAAGAAGAUGGGUGUCAAAGAACAAUUUGGAAUGAAUAGAAACACUGAUAAGUUUCGGUCAAUGGGCUGCCAAUGCAAGCAUUCUUGAACUGUUAGUCCAGCUAUGACGUGUUGUAGGUGGGACUUUAGAGGUCCUUACUUAUUUUUCCAUAUUGUGAAACUGUAUUGAUACAAGAAUGUCUGAGUACCCGGUGCAGCUACUUGGUUAGUAAGAUGUGAAGCCACUAUAGAGGUGAAACUGAUUAUUUUGUGGUUAUGACAAAGUUACUGCGAUCAAUUACUGAAGAAAUUGCAAUUGUUAGCAAAUCUGGCUGAAAUCACUUGAAAAGCACAAUCGGCCUGUUUAAAAAAAAAAAAGUGUAGGAUUGGUGACUCCUGGAGCCAUAUAUGUGGCAAAAACGUGUCCGUGUGUACAGUAUAUACAUAUGAAUACAACCUCAGUGUAGUAAAGGUGCAUGUGUAUAGUUUUGUAAAUAUGUAAAUGUAUGUUUAUAUUGGCUUACAUGAAGUAAUUUAAGGAAUGCAAAAAUCAAAUUUAGAUUUUAAUUUAUAAUUUGUGGCAGUCGAGAGUGUUAUUUAAAAAGUAAAAUAUUGAAAAGAUUUAUGUAUGAUGCUAAGUAGCUCUUUGUAAUAGUGAUGGUAUUCACCAUUAUGUCAGAACAUAUUCUCUAGAAGUGAGGUGGCACAAUUCCUGAGCUCUGUAGGCAGCAGUGAGCGCACUAGUCUACGAGUUUUUUUUGUUUUUCUUGGGUGGCACGGGAGGUUUUUGAUCUUGUCAUUUGAAUUGUACUGCAAGAUCUAUAAUCUGCCUGAGACAAUAUUUUCUCACACAAGAAUAAAUGAUGUUUGAAACAA